Boleophthalmus pectinirostris (great blue-spotted mudskipper) is the source of this 5737-nucleotide messenger RNA. It is a transcript of the gene rps6ka3b, whose product is annotated as ribosomal protein S6 kinase, polypeptide 3b. The transcript is spliced from 22 exons. Lineage: Eukaryota; Metazoa; Chordata; Actinopteri; Gobiiformes; Gobiidae. Gene Ontology annotation, molecular function: ATP binding; magnesium ion binding; ribosomal protein S6 kinase activity. The coding region runs from base 275 to 2467 and encodes 730 amino acids. Gene Ontology annotation, biological process: intracellular signal transduction; protein phosphorylation. The record is from RefSeq and is a predicted model, not a curated record.
GAAGCGAGCGGCGGAGCGGGGAGGGGCGGUGUCAGCGCCACGGCCGAUCCGGAAUUCUGCUGCGUUCGCUCGGCUUGACUCGGUUCGAUCGCUCGGUCCCGCGGUGGUGGCUGGUCGGCUGGCUGGGGACCAACUUUUAGCACUUGAAAAACGGAAUACGUCGGAGCUAAAGGGAUAAUUUAUAAGCGUUAAAGACAGCUGUUGUUAACGGGGAAGGAAGGCAGAGGGAUACACGGAGAAGCAGAGCGGUAAAAGUCGAGGAGGGUGACCGAAGAUGCCGCUCGCUCAGUUGGCAGACCCCUGGCAGAAGAUGCCUGUGGGCACCGCUGGAGAGGAGCCACACCACGAGGCCGAGGAUUCAGUGGGGGAGGACGACUCAGGUCCGGACGAUGUUCCCAUCAAAGAGAUCAGCAUCACUCACCACGUGAAGGAGGGCUGCGAGAAGGCCGACCCCAGGCAGUUUGAGCUCAGAAAGGUCCUGGGACAAGGCUCGUUUGGAAAGGUGUUUCUAGUGAAGAAAGUGACUGGACCAGACGCCGGGCAGCUCUACGCCAUGAAAGUCCUCAAGAAGGCCACGUUAAAAGUUCGGGAUCGAGUUCGGACGAAGAUGGAGCGAGACAUUUUGGUGGAGGUUAAUCAUCCGUUCAUAGUAAAGCUGCAUUACGCGUUUCAGACGGAGGGGAAGCUCUACCUGAUCCUGGACUUUCUCAGAGGAGGAGAUCUCUUCACACGACUCUCCAAAGAGGUGAUGUUCACGGAGGAGGAUGUGAAGUUUUAUUUGGCUGAACUGGCUCUGGCUCUGGAUCACCUCCACGGACUCGGCAUCAUCUACAGAGACCUCAAACCCGAAAAUAUUUUACUUGAUGAGGAGGGCCACAUAAAGCUGACAGACUUCGGUUUGAGUAAAGAGUCGAUUGAUCAUGAGAACAAGGCCUACUCCUUCUGCGGAACGGUGGAGUACAUGGCUCCUGAGGUGGUGAACAGGAGGGGACACACCCACAGCGCCGACUGGUGGUCAUACGGGGUACUGAUGUUCGAGAUGUUGACGGGAACUCUGCCGUUUCAGGGGAAGGACCGGAAAGAGACGAUGACCAUGAUCCUGAAGGCCAAAUUAGGAAUGCCACAGUUUCUGAGCUCGGAGGCCCAGAGUUUACUACGGAACCUGUUCAAGCGAAACCCGGCCAAUCGACUCGGAGCUGGUCCGGAUGGUGUGGAGGAAAUCAAGAGACAUCAGUUUUUUAAUACAAUCGACUGGAAUAAAUUAUUUCGGAGAGAGAUCCACCCUCCGUUCAAACCUGCAGCAGGAAGACCAGACGACACCUUUUACUUCGACCCAGAAUUCACAGCAAAAACUCCCAGAGACUCUCCGGGCGUCCCUCCGAGCGCAAACGCCCAUCAGCUCUUCAGAGGGUUCAGCUUCGUGGCCAUCACAGAAGAAGAGACACAGCCUGCACCCAACACCAUCGUACAACAGUUACACAGAAGUACGUCACAUUUCUCAGACCUGUACGAGAUCAAAGAGGACAUCGGCGUGGGCUCCUACUCCGUCUGUAAACGCUGCGUCCACAAAGGCACCGGGAUGGAGUACGCCGUCAAGAUCAUUAACAAGUCGAAGAGAGACCCGACGGAGGAGGUGGAGAUCCUGCUGAGAUACGGACAGCACCCGAACAUCAUCACACUCAAAGAUGUGUAUGACGAUGGUCGGUCUGUGUUCCUGGUCACGGAGCUGAUGAAGGGAGGAGAGCUUCUGGACAAAAUCCUCAGACAGAAGUUUUUCUCUGAGCGUGAAGCCAGUGCAGUUUUGUACACCAUCACCAGGACGGUGGAGUAUCUGCACGUCCAGGGGGUGGUGCACAGAGACCUGAAGCCCAGCAACAUCCUCUACGUGGACGAGAGCGGGAACGCCGAGUCCAUCCGCAUCUGCGACUUCGGAUUCGCCAAACAGCUCCGCGCCGAAAACGGGCUGCUCAUGACGCCGUGCUACACCGCCAACUUCGUCGCUCCAGAGGUCUUAAAGAAGCAGGGCUAUGACGCUGCCUGUGACAUCUGGAGUCUGGGGGUGCUCCUCUACACCAUGCUCACGGGCUUCACUCCUUUUGCCAACGGCCCCGAGGACACGCCGGAGGAGAUUCUGGCCCGGAUCGGCAGCGGGAAGUUUUCUCUGAGCGGAGGAUACUGGACCUCUGUGUCUGCAGAGGCCAAGGACCUGGUGUCUAAGAUGCUGCACGUGGACCCUCACCAGCGCCUGACGGCAGGACAGGUGCUCAGGCACCCCUGGAUCACUCACCGCGACCACCUGCCCAAGUACACCCUGAACAGACAGGACGCCCCCCACCUCGUCAAGGGGGCGAUGGCAGCAACGUACUCUGCUCUGAAUAGGAACGUUCCCCCCGUCCUGGAGCCUGUGGGGUGUUCGACUCUGGCCCAACGACGAGGAAUCAAGAAAAUCACCUCCACUGCCCUGUGAAACUCCGACCACCACUCCAACAACGCAGCCUCUGAUUGGCUCUCCUCAACACUGAAGCCCCAACUCAGCCUCUGAUUGGCUCUGUACCGUACUGAAGCCAUGCCGAGAACCCCAAUCUAGCCUCUGUUUGGCUCUCCUCAACACUGAAGCUCUUCCCACCACUCCAACGCAGCCUCUUAUUGGCUCUCUCCAAAGGUUAAGCCCCAUCCACCACCUCAACGCAGCCUCUGAUAGACCUUCUUCACAAGUUCACACCACUUUAGGUUUGCAGAACUUCCGAAUAAUGGUUUUCUGUGGCAAAAUGUCUGUGGAAAUCUUUCAUGCUUUCCCCACCAGCUUCAUAAACCUGCCCCAUGACCAAAUCUUCAACCAACAAGGUCCACAAAGGAUAAACAUUUUGUCCAUGAAGAAUUUAUCCACAACUAUCGAGGUAAGAAAGACGAAAACCUAAAGGCGAACAACUACGACGCAUUAGAGAACUACGGUAUCCCAGAGAUGUCUCGCAUUUGAACUGCACAAAUCUAUCUAUGCUCAUAUCGACAUCAUGAAGUUGUUUUUUUUUUGUUUUAAUUGUAGAAUCAGUCUGAGUUAACAAGUCACUUAUGUUUUAUUCAUGACCAUAAUGUUAGUUUUGCUCAGUAGUUCUCUAAUGCGUCGUCGUUGUUCGCCUUUAAGUUUUCGUCUUUCUUACCUCGAUAGUUGUGGAUAAAUUCUUCAUGGACAGAAUGUUUAUCCUUCGUGGAUCCUUGUUGGUUGAAGAUUUGGUGAUGGGGCAGGCAGAUUUAUGAAGCCGGUGGAGAAUUUCCACAGACAUUUUGUCAUAAAAAGUUCCGCAAAAUUGCAGCGGGGCACUUUUGGCCGUUGUGAAAAAGGUUGACUGGCUUUUCCCAACACUGAAAACUUAACACUGCCUCUGAUUGGCUCUCCUCAACACUGAAGCCCCAACGCAGCCUCUGAUUGGCUCUCCUCAACACUGAAGCCCCAACGCAGCCUCUGAUUGGCUCUCCUCUAAGGUCGAGCCCCACCCUCCACCUCGAAACAGCCUCCAAUAAACCUUUUUCACCUUUUUUUCGGAAGUGCCCCGCUGUAGGUUUGCGGAACGUCCGGUUAAUGGUUUUCUCUGGCAAAAUAUCUGUGGAAAUGUCAGCUUCAUAAACUUACCCCAUCACCAAAUCUUCAACCAAUAAGGUCCACAAAGGAUAAACAUUCCUCCAUGAAGAAUCUAUCCACAACUAUCAAGGUAAGAAAGACGAAAACAUAAAGGCGAACAACGACGACGCAUUAGAGAACUACUGAACAAAACUAACGCUAUGGUAUCCUAGAGAUGUCCAGUGUUUGAACAGCACAAAUUUAUCUAUCAAUGCUAAUAUCGACAUCAUGAAAUCGAUUUUUUAGUUUUAAUUCUAGAGUCAGUCUGAGUGAACAAGUUACUUAUGUUUUAUUCAUGACCAUAACACUAGUUUUGCUCAGUAGUUCACUCGUUGUUCGUCUUUAAGUUUUCGUCUUUCUUAACUUAUGAUUGACCUAAAAUAUCCAUAAUUUUGUCCUUUGUCAACCUUGUUCGUUGAAGAUUUGGUGAUGGGGCAGAUUUAUGAAGCCGGUGGAGAAUACGCAAGACAUUUACACACACAUUUUGCCACAUAAAAGCAUUACCAUAUUUUCCGGGCUAUUAGGCGCUCUGGAUUAUAAAACACACUGUCAUUGAAUGGUGUAUUUUCGAACUUUUUUCACAAAUAAACCGCAACGGACUUUAGACUUGGUUUAGACUUGGUUUAGUUCUGGUUUUAUACCUAGUUUAGACCUGGUUUAGACCUGGUUUUAGACCUGGUUUUAGACCUGGUUUUAGACCUGGUUUAGACCUGGUUUAUACCUAGUUUUAGUCCUGCUUUAGUCCUGGUUUAGACCUAGUUUAGACCUGGUUUUAGACCAGGUUUAGACCUAGUUUGGACCUGGUUUUAGACCUGGUUUUAGACCUGGUUUAGACCUGGUUUAGACCUGGUUUAGACCUGGUUUAGACCUGGUUUAGUGCCCGGCAAUGAGUGGAAUUACUGAAAAAAAGGAAUAGCCCAAAAUGUGAAAACAGGAAAAUACCGCCGUGUAAUCCAUUUAAUUCAACAAAGUAAAUGUAAUCCAAUUACCACUCAGUGAAACAGUAAUUGUAACUGAAUACAGUUACUCAUAAUUUGUAGUCUGAUUACGUAACUCCAGUACAUGUAAUCUGUUACUCCCCAACACUGUCUGUGGGUGUGUUUCGUUGCGCGGUCGCUGUCUGCUCCGUGUGUGUUUGCCUGCACUGUGAGUGGUGCGGCUUUAUAAUUUACUGAAGUCGUGCUGGGACACCCAAGUGGAUUCGUGUAUGGGGUGCUCUGGAUUGUGGCGCGCAGUCGUUUUUUGAUGCGGUUAGAGGCUUAAGAGCGCGUCUAAUAGCCCGGAAAAUACGGUAACCAGAAGUUCUGCAAACCUACAGCUGGGCAUAUUCGGCCGUUGUGAAAAAGGUCGACUGGCUUUCCCCAACACUGAAAACUUAACACUGCCUCUGAUUGGCUCUCCUCAACACUGAAACCCCGCCUUUGACCCCGACGCCGCCUCUGAUUGGCUCUCCACUGUACCGAAGCCAUGCCCUCCGAUUGGCUCUCCUCAACACUGAAGCCCCGCCCUCUCUCUCUCUCUCCUCUUCCGCCUCAUCUGAUUGGUCCGUCUCUACUCGAAGCCAUAUCCGCUGUCACUCCAUGGCCUUUGAUUGGCUCUCCGCACUGAAGUCCCGCCCUCUCUCCAACCCUCCUCAGCCUCUGAUUGGCUCUUUUACCGAACCCACUCCGCCCGUUCCCUGUCUACCUCCUUUCACUGGUCGUCCUCGCCACUUAACCCCGCCCCCUUCUCUCUUCCCACGCCUCUGAUUGGCCCUCUCCUCCGUGCAAGACAAUCAGAAAGUACAUAUUUAUUCUUAAGGAGAGAAAUUGUAUGCAUUCAAAGACUAUACAAAGACUAUUAUUAUUGUUAUGGGAUUACUAUUGUACUGUGGUCAAUCUGCUGUAGUAGAUCUGCAUUUACUCAACCGCAAGUCGCCUCCGAUAUGAAAAAGGUGAGCCGAACAGUUAGUUUAAGUAUUAGCUGCAAGUGAACAAAGGAACCCAAGGCUAAAGCUACGCAAGCCCCUUUUCGGCAGCCUAUUUUGGGAUAUUUUUGGUUUGGUUAGUUGGGUUUUUCCAUGUUCGGACAAACAAAAAAUGCACAAUUGUCGAGCGUAAUCAUUUAAAAGCAACAUUCUUC